AUGUCCCUCCCUUUUCUCACCCGCCUCUUGGUCCCAGCCCGGCCCAUCAUCUUCGCCCUUCCCCUUGGCCUCGCCCUCUCUUCCGCCCUCUUCCAACGACAGCCUAUACAUUGCGACGCUCCUGCUCCCUUCUCCGCUGCCGGCCAUUCACAAUCAAGUAGCAGCAGCAGCACAUGGUUUCAAACGGCGAAUCCAGUCCGCAGCCGUGGCGGCAUUAGCGAGAAGACAGCAGGGCAGAUUAGCCUUGGAAGUGUGCUGGGUUUAUUGGCCGGGAUUGGAUUGAGGAUAUUUUCGAGGGCGUUGGUGUUUGCGUUGGGAAUCACGAUUUUGGGGAUUCAGUGGGCCGCUUCUAAGGGUUACAAUAUCGUCCCGACCGACUGGCUAAAAAAACAUGUCAAAUCCGUUAAUGUCCAACGGCUGUUGACUGAGAAAGCCCCUUUCAAAGUUAGUUUCGGGGUUAUGAUGUUGCUAUCUGCGUUUGCACAAUUCUAG
Messenger RNA from Paracoccidioides lutzii Pb01, 492 nucleotides. RefSeq lists its product as hypothetical. The transcript has 2 exons. Bases 1 to 492 code for a protein of 163 amino acids. The record is from RefSeq and is a predicted model, not a curated record.